Momordica charantia (bitter melon) is the source of this 2000-nucleotide messenger RNA. RefSeq names its product putative polyol transporter 2. Gene Ontology annotation, biological process: transmembrane transport. The record is from RefSeq and is a predicted model, not a curated record. NCBI's taxonomy places the organism in Eukaryota, Viridiplantae, Streptophyta, Magnoliopsida, Cucurbitales, Cucurbitaceae. Gene Ontology annotation, cellular component: membrane. Gene Ontology annotation, molecular function: carbohydrate:proton symporter activity.
CUUAAUAGCAUUUUCUUCUUUUCAUCUUCAAACUGAAGAUAAGAGCUUCUUCUUCCCCAAAACAACUCUGUCUCCAGUCCGCUCCUAAAACAACAGCGGCCGCACUGUUUCCGACCGACCACCAGCUCCACCGUCCGGCCGCCGGAGAUGAGUGUUCCGAAAGACGUAAGUUCCGGCCAGACCAGUCGGCCGGAUUUUGGUCCUCAGCCGAAGCCGAAAGCCAAAAGGAACAAAUUCGCUUUCCUCUGCGCAAUUUUGGCUUCCAUGUCCUCCGUCUUACUAGGUUACGACACCGGCGUAAUGAGCGGGGCGGCGAUUUUCAUCAAAGACGAUUUCAAGCUGACGGAUGUGCAGGUCGAAGUUCUUGUGGGAAUAAUCAACCUGUACUCGCUGAUCGGCGCCGCGGCGGCGGGAAGAACGUCGGACUUGAUUGGGCGGCGGUACACGAUGGUGUUGGCCGGAGCGAUCUUCUUCGUCGCCGCGAUACUGAUGGGAUUGGCGACGAACUACGGAUUCCUGAUGUUCGGAAGAUUCGUGGCCGGAAUCGGCGUCGGAUACGCUCUGAUGAUAGCUCCGGUGUACACGACGGAGGUUGCUCCGACUUCUUCUCGAGGAUUUCUCACCUCAUUUCCGGAGGUGUUCAUAAAUUUUGGAGUACUGCUUGGGUACGUUUCGAACUACGCAUUCUACAAGCUUCCGACUCGCCUGGGAUGGCGGUUCAUGCUCGGAAUCGGUGUCUUCCCGUCGGCGUUCCUCAUCCUCAUCGUCCUCGUUAUGCCGGAAUCUCCCCGGUGGCUCGUUCUGCAGGGCCGCCUCGCCGACGCCCACCGCGUCCUCCGCCGCACCUCCGACUCCCUCGACGACGCCCACCACCGCCUCGCCGACAUCAAGCAAGCCGCCGGAAUCCCACCGGACUACACCGACGACGUCGUCCUCCUCCCGAAACGCAGCCGCCGCGGCGCCGGCGUCUGGAAGGACCUGUUCCUCCGGCCGACGCCGCCCGUCCGCCACAUCCUCAUCUCCGCCAUCGGGAUCCACUUCUUCCAGCAGGCCUCCGGCAUCGACGCCGUCGUCCUCUACAGUCCGAGAAUCUUCGACCAGGCCGGAAUCACCUCCUCCGGCCAGAAGCUCCUCGCGACGAUGGCCGUCGGAUUCUCGAAGACUAGCUUCAUCCUCGUCGCCACGUUCCUCCUCGACAAGAUCGGGCGGCGGCCGUUGCUCCUGGCCAGCGUCUCCGGCAAGAUCGCGUCGCUGACGGCGCUAGGGUUCGGGCUUCUGAUCGUGAAUCGGACGGAGGGGAAAGCACGGUGGGCCGUCGGAUUGUGCAUCGCGGCGGUGCUGUCGGACGUAGGGUUUUUCUCGAUCGGAAUGGGGCCGAUUGCGUGGGUUUACAGUUCGGAGAUAUUUCCGUUGAAGCUACGCGCGCAAGGGGCGAGUGUGGGAGUGAUAGUGAACAGAAUGACGAGUGGGGUGGUCGGAAUGACGUUUAUAUCCCUCUACAAGGCCAUCACUAUCAGUGGGGCGUUCUUCCUUUUUGCGGGGAUCGCCGCCGUGUCGUGGCUGUUCUUUUACUUCGUGCUGCCGGAGACGCACGGCCGGAGCUUGGAGGAGAUCGAGGGGCUGUUUGGUAAUCUUCUCUGGAAGUUUUAUCCGAAGGAGAAGAAGGAGAGUGGGGAUGAUGCGGAGAAAGAUAAGGGUGAGAUUGAAUUAGGAUCCAACGGUGUGGCUUGAUCUUGAAGAUUGUGUUUGGGGCAAUUAUGUAAAAAGGGAGAAGUUUGGGGAGGGAAAUGGGAAAGGAAAAAUGGGAGUUAUGUUCAGAUUAGGGAAUUAUGGACCAAAAAUGUAAAAUUUAACCUCACAUUAGUAAAGAGAACUUCUAAUUAUUACAUAAAACUAGAAUUAUUAUAAGUUCAGCCACAUAUGGAGUAUGGAGGUUAGAAUUCAGUGAAAUGAUAUAUGUAUUAACUAAUUAAGUUAUGUUGAAGUUGAUUAUUAGAACU